Molecule: messenger RNA, 697 nt
Organism: Amborella trichopoda
Lineage: Eukaryota; Viridiplantae; Streptophyta; Magnoliopsida; Amborellales; Amborellaceae
Source: RefSeq, a predicted model, not a curated record
GAUCACAAACCUUACCUCCUCAAUUUGUCAAAUAUCUUCCACUCUUCCCAACUUUUUUUUUUCUUUCACCAACCCCCCUCCCCCUCUUUUUCUCUUCUAUCUCUCUAUGGCACUGUGCACAAUUUUGGGUACGACGACGGUCCGCCCCCACCGUUGCCCUAAGUGCCACCCUCGAUCUUAUGUUCGCCUGGUACAGCAUUUGAUAGAGAAAUGCUUGCUUUUUCGAAUGAACCGCGAUGAUUGUGUGAAGGCACUAGCAAAGCAUGCUAGAAUCCAACCAUCCAUUACCGUUACAGUUUGGAAAGAGCUGUCCAAAGAGAAUCCUAGCUUUUUCAAAGCAUAUUUAGACAACAUUUCGCAGAAAAUGGAAAAGCAAGUGGAGUCCGGCUGCUCUUUAAUGAUCUGAUCUACGGGCGUAACGUCAGUAGCUGCGGACAGUGCUAUGGACCUAACAAAUCUGUAUUGUUUGUGCAACGACACAUACGCCAUUUUAGAGCUUCCUGGAAUUCAAGGAGCACCGAUAUGCUCCUUGCACCGCUACGGACCGUAGCGGUGUCAAGUUUGAAUCGCUACAUAUCCAGCCACAUGUAUCGGUGUAAAACAAAACAGAAAUGUUUCUAUGUGACUCCAACAAUAUAUAAGCUAUAUGUGAUCCUACUUCUUAGCAAUCGAAUGGUCACGAUCGCUCAUACUACAA